AUGGCGGCACCCACCAAGACCCUAACUGCAGCAUGCCACUGCCGCAACGUGCAGUUCACCAUCACUCUCCCGACAGCCUCCCUGCCCCUCAACAUAAACCUCUGCCACUGCACCAUCUGCCGCUACGUGCACGGCGCACCAUGCUGCUUCCAUGCACCCUUACCCGUCGGCGUCGAUCUCGAGUUCAUCGCGCCAUCCAGCAUGGACCAGCUCACGAGCUACACGCACCCGUCCUUCCAAUCGACGAAAUGGUUUUGCACCAACUGCGGCUGCCACAUCGGGGACCAGUCGCUUACCGACGUGGAGUGGGUAAUCUCGACCUCGAUAUUCGAUGCGAAUCGUGAGGAGGAGGGGGUGUGGAAGUUCCAGACGCAUUAUUGCCCGGGGUCAGCGGCGGAUGGGGGGCUUUCGUCGGUCUUUUCUACGGUGGAUGGGCAUCAGCUGCGGAUGAUUGAUCCAGAGCCGGCGCCUGCAUCCCAAGUGGCGGGAACAGAAGAAGGAGAAGGAGAAGGAGACAGAGAUGAAGACGAAGACCUACUGGCACAGUGCCAUUGCGGUGGGGUAUCCUUCCGCAUCGCCCGGCCCCGGGACGAGUUCAUCGCCAGCUCCGCCAGCACAGGCUGGCUAUCGCCGAUUGACCCGAAGCGAUGGCUCGCCAGCAUGGACGUCUGCGACGACUGCCGCCUGGUGACGGGCACGAAUGUCAUCGGCUGGAUGUUUGUGCCUGUCGACCACGUCUCCCCGCGCCCACCAGCCGACCUACUGAUCGGCUCGUCCAAGGGGUACCGAUCCACGGAGGACGUGCUGCGGACGUUCUGCGGGACCUGCGGUGCGACGGUGCUCUACUGGUGUGCGGAGCGGCCGCAGAUCGUCGAUGUGGCGACGGGGCUGCUGCGUGCGCGCGAGGGUGUGAUGGCCGAGAAGUGGGCGGUUUGGCGGGCGAAUCGACCUGCGUGGCCGGAGAACGGGCUGCGGUACCACGGGGGCUUCAGUCGCGCGCUGAUUGAGGGGAUGAAGAGGUGGGGGACUGAGCGAGGGCAUGCGCAGGAAUUUGUGGUGCCGUAA
This is a messenger RNA of Penicillium canariense, 1065 nucleotides long. Its product is annotated as GFA family protein. The coding region runs from base 1 to 1065 and encodes 354 amino acids. The transcript has a single exon. NCBI's taxonomy places the organism in Eukaryota, Fungi, Ascomycota, Eurotiomycetes, Eurotiales, Aspergillaceae. Gene Ontology annotation, molecular function: carbon-sulfur lyase activity. The record is from RefSeq and is a predicted model, not a curated record.